Messenger RNA from Laetiporus sulphureus 93-53, 1758 nucleotides. RefSeq lists its product as uncharacterized. The transcript has 4 exons. The coding region runs from base 64 to 1581 and encodes 505 amino acids. NCBI's taxonomy places the organism in Eukaryota, Fungi, Basidiomycota, Agaricomycetes, Polyporales, Laetiporaceae. The record is from RefSeq and is a predicted model, not a curated record.
CCCCUCCUUGCCGUGCUAUCUGCAACUAAACAGCCAAGUUCCUGCUCGUUGUUAGCCUCCAAGAUGAGUCGCAGAGACGCCACCGCCCAAUUAACCACCAAACUGCGCAAUAAGCUCGAAGAACUCGAGUAUGACGAUUCGACCAUAGAGCAUUACUUGCUGCUUCUGGAAGAACGUGACAACGAUCAAGCUUCCGCGUUGAAGAAGAAAGAUGAAGAGCUCAACGAACUGGAAGCUGCUCUGCAGCGCGCGCAACAAGAUAAGGAGCGCGCGGAGCGCGAUCAGAAGAAGGUGGACCAGCGCCUGGAGGCUACGCAGCCUGAGCUUCAAGAUGAGCUGACAAAGUUGCGGCAGGAGCUCCUCUCCGCUCGAGACCAGAAGCAACAGCUUGAAGAACAAUUGGAGAACAAGAGCGCCGAGAUCCCCGCGGAGUGCGGCCAUUGUGUUGAGCUAGAAGACAAGCUACAAGCUCUGCAGAAGGAGAAGCGCGACCUCGAAGAUUCGCAUGCGGGAAUGCUGAACAAGUUGGAGAAGAAGGGUAGCGAGGCCGAUGAAGAGCACCACGCCCGCAUUGAAGCCGAAGAGCGGCUUGCCAUACUGAGAGGGGAGAAACGGGCUCUCGAGGACGUGUCCGCCCGCACUAAGGCUGGCCUCGAGGCCAAGACCACCGAGCUCAACACGGAGCGUGAGGCACGUCUGAAGACGCAAGACGACUACGAGACGCUCUUGCGCGAGAAGCGCGAGACCGAAACGAAGCACGCGCUCAUCGUCGAGGAGUUGCGGACCAAGGAUGCCGAGUUAGAGCAAGAGCAUAAACGGCGCGCCCAGAUGGAGGAGAGACUGCAGUUGAUGGAGGCGCAGAAACAAGAAUUCAGAGAUUCCCAGUCCGAGCUUGGCACAAAGCUCGAGGCUGCCGCCGCAGACGUACGCCAGGAACGCACAACUCGGAUUGCCGCCGAGGAACAGCUCCACAGCCUCGAAGUCCAGCACGAGGAACUGACAGCUGCACAUGUACGAUUACAAACACGCUUUGACGCUAUGGUCACGGAUUGCCAGAGACAUUCUGCACGCAUCGCCGACCUUUCAAAGACCAUUGACCUUCUGCAGAACGAUCAGGUCGAGCAGUCCUCUCAGCUGCACCAGCUAGAGUACGAACUGAAAACGUCGGCCGAGGCAAAGGACAACGCAGAACGCGAACGAGAGGAGGUCUUCGAGCUAUUAAGAGGAAUCGAACAGCGUCUGGCAAGUGAGACUGCCUCUGUUUAUCGCGGUGCCGCGGAGCUUGAGCGGCAGGCGAAGGAGAUACAGAGGAAGGAGGCCGAAUUGCGGUCGGAGAGGGAUUUGCGGGAGAGUCUCCGCGAACGCAUACGUGAAGAGGAAGAUCGUUCCAGACAUUUCGAAAGGCAGUUCAAGGAGGCUAACGCGGCGUUGGCGGCUGCAAGAAAGGAGACCGCAGCGAUGAAGUCUGGAAUGAAAGAGAGGCAUCAUGGGGGACAAUGUUCCCAUACAAACGUUGACGAUGACGUGGUGGAGAUGACGUUUCAGUGGGGUCACAGCUUUGGACGCCACACUGGAUUCUGAAUUGAGGGCAUCCGAGGCGGUUCUGCAUUUAUUGUUUGGGGAGUUAGCAGGCUAGUACGACCGCAGCUGACGUGUACAUACGGUGAAGCGAGGUCGCGUCGGGAACGAUAACAACUCGAUGUUCGACCAAGCGCCCUUAAACGCUAUGUUAGCAUGUCUGGCAUAAAAUAGUGAGGU